CGUGAGUUUGAUUUUUUCCUUCUAGUCAGGCAAUGGCCCGGCAGCUAUUGCAGCUCGAACGACUGCCCACGGCUUCGAGAUUUCGGGUUCCACUUCACCAUUCACGGCCUGUGGCCCAACUACAGUAACGGCAGCUGGCCGCAGUUUUGCACUCCGGAAGACAAAUUUGAUGAGGACCAGCUCGAAGAUCUGAUGGACGAUCUGGAGGUCGAGUGGCCGAGCACGUUUUUCAGCUCCGAAAAUGCCGAGUUCUGGGAGCAUGAGUGGUCCAAACACGGCACAUGUGCGCUGGACAUCUUUCCGUCGGAGCAUUCGUACUUUGGCCAUAUCUUAAAGCUCCACUGGCGAUACGACCUGUCGGCCGCUUUGCGCAAGGCCAACAUCUUGCCCAGUACAUCAACCGCGUAUCGCGCACAAGACCUGAUUGACGUGAUUGACGAUACGUACGGUGUACGGCCGCUCGUACAUUGCGAUGAUGAGGGCCAACUUUCCGAGAUCUGGAUGUGUUUGGACAAGGACCUGAAGCCCUUCGACUGCGACACCUCCCAAGAGGGCAACGCAUGCCAGGAGGUCGUCAUUCCGCCGCUG
Messenger RNA from Volvox carteri f. nagariensis, 588 nucleotides. Its product is annotated as S-like RNase. The annotation marks the transcript as partial. Gene Ontology annotation, biological process: RNA catabolic process. Gene Ontology annotation, cellular component: extracellular region. NCBI's taxonomy places the organism in Eukaryota, Viridiplantae, Chlorophyta, Chlorophyceae, Chlamydomonadales, Volvocaceae. The transcript has 5 exons. Gene Ontology annotation, molecular function: RNA binding; ribonuclease T2 activity. The record is from RefSeq and is a predicted model, not a curated record.